AUGAGGCAGUUGGAGGAGAGAAGAGGACCAUAUAGGAGUGAUGUGAAGGAAGCAGUGGCAUUACCCCUGGCAGAGCACGUGAAACGAAUUUGCCGAUCGCUGCGGCUAACCGAGGGUGGUAAGGUGGCCGGGAAGGGACUGCACAGACAUCGCGAGUUGCGUCGGCCGGGGGCGUGGUCAAAGGAGAGUUUCGACGGUGGCCGCGAAGGGACUAAGCGUCUGGGGGAGGGGAGAGGAGCUGCGAGGAGGGAAAAUGGUCGUGACCACCAGCGGGGGCGUAGCUCAGGGCGCGUCAGACGGUGGCUGAGAAGGGACCCCACCGUUGGGAGGGUGGGCUGCGUCUCUCGCAGAAAGGGAAAAGGGAACGGGGGUGUGGCGGAUGGGCAGGUUAGAAGCUGGGUCCCGGGAAAGGAUCUGCCCCCUUCCCCAGGGGCGGGGAAGGAGGCGGAGAGCGCGACAGAAAACGGUCGGGGGCGUGGCCGAGGGGGGGCAGUGGACGGUGGCCGCCGGCCAGACGAGAUCAGACAGGGCCUAGAAAAUGAGGGGUUGCCGAAAGGGCGCCUGACAACGAGGGACUCGGGUGGCGGCCGGCUGCGGCUUCCGUCCCCAGGCACCGGGGAGUGGCCUCCGAAGAGUACGCGCUCACGCCGGGCGGCGGGACUCUGAGCCGAGUACGGUGGCCCGUUGGAUCUCCCUACGGGUGCCGGCAGCCCGGCGCAGUUCUCGCGAGAUCGGGCGCGGCACGGCGGGGCGGGGCCUGUGGGG
Messenger RNA from Dromiciops gliroides (monito del monte), 765 nucleotides. RefSeq names its product translation initiation factor IF-2-like. The record is from RefSeq and is a predicted model, not a curated record. The coding region runs from base 1 to 666 and encodes 221 amino acids. NCBI's taxonomy places the organism in Eukaryota, Metazoa, Chordata, Mammalia, Microbiotheria, Microbiotheriidae. The transcript has 2 exons.